Messenger RNA from Cavia porcellus (domestic guinea pig), 4801 nucleotides. It is a transcript of the gene Mst1r, whose product is annotated as macrophage stimulating 1 receptor. Gene Ontology annotation, cellular component: semaphorin receptor complex; basal plasma membrane; plasma membrane. NCBI's taxonomy places the organism in Eukaryota, Metazoa, Chordata, Mammalia, Rodentia, Caviidae. The transcript is spliced from 19 exons. Gene Ontology annotation, molecular function: ATP binding; protein binding; semaphorin receptor activity. Gene Ontology annotation, biological process: neuron differentiation; protein phosphorylation; pancreas development. The record is from RefSeq and is a predicted model, not a curated record. Bases 152 to 4501 code for a protein of 1449 amino acids.
CCCGCCGGCCUCCGCCCUCGGGUCACUGUGCCCGACCGAGCGCGGCUCUGCGGGGCGGCAGGUGAGCUGUCUCUCGGUUCCCAGCGCGCACAGCCGUUUGCGCCCCGGAGAGGCUGGGCUUCCUCGGGACUCGGCCGAGGGUCAACUGCCCAUGGGCUUUCGGAACCUCCGCUUCACGUUGUUCUCAGCCAGGCCCGCACCCCCGAAGGGCUGUGACUGGCCUCGAUGGAGCUCCUUCCGGUCCCUGCUGCUUCUGCUACUUUUGCGGCUGUCUGCGAUGACCUCCAUAGACCAGGACUGGCGGUGCCCGCGCACGCCCUACGCUGCCACCCGCGACUUUAAUGUGAGGUAUGUGGUGCCCUUCUUCUCCGCGGGCAGCCCAGUGCAGGCCGUGGUGACCUAUGAGGAUGGUCAGGAUGGCAGUGCUGUGUUUGUGGCCACACGCAAUCGCUUGCACGUGCUUGGGCCUGAACUGCAGAUUGUCCAGAGCCUGGCCACUGGCCCUGCUGGAGACCCGAGCUGUCAGACCUGUGCAGCCUGUGGACCAGGCCCCCACGGCCCACCAGGUGACACAGACACACUGGUGCUAGUGCUGGAGCCUGGGCUGCCUGCAUUGGUCAGCUGUGGCUCCAGCCUGCAGGGCCGCUGCUUCCUGCAUGAGCUGGAGCCUCAUGGAACAGCCUUGCACCUGGCAGCACCAGCUUGCCUCUUCUCUGCUGACCGAAACCUGCCUGAGGACUGUCCUGACUGUGUGGCUAGCUCCUUGGGCACCCGAGUAACUGUGGUUGAACAGGGCCAGGCUUCUUACUUGUAUGUGGCAUCCUCACUGAACGCAACGGUGGCUGCCAGCUUCAGUCCCCGCUCCGUGUCCAUUCGGCGCCUCAGGGCUGAUGCCUCAGGAUUUGAACCAGGCUUUGCGGCCCUGUCAGUGCUGCCCAAGUACCUGGAUUCCUACCAUAUCGAAUACGUGCACAGCUUCCACUCUGGAGCCUUUGUCUACUUCCUGACCGUGCAGCCUGCCAGUGUGACAGACACUCCUGGUGCCCUGCAAACGCGCCUGGUACGGCUCAAUGCUCUGGAGCCGGAGUUAGACGACUACCGGGAGCUGAUCCUUGACUGCGAUUUUGCACCAAAACGCCGCCGCAGGGCCCCAGAGGGGAGGCACUCCUACCCAGUGCUUCAGGCAGCCCACUCGGCUCACGUGGGUGCCCAGUUCGCCUCUGAAUUAAACAUUGCUGAGGGCCACGAAGUGCUAUUUGGAGCCUUUGUGACCGGUAGGGCUGGUGACUCUGGCAUGGGCCCCAACUCUGUAGUCUGCGCGUUCCCCAUUGACCAGCUAAACACUCUAAUUGGUGAGGGUGUGGAACGCUGUUGUGGGUCUUCUGUUAUCUCUGGUCCUCGAAGAGGCCUCGAGUUCUUCCAGACACUCAGUUUUUGCCCUAACCUGCCAUUCCCCGAGGCUCCUAGCCCCAACAUUAGCUGCCACUACUUCCCUCUGCUGGUCAGCGGCAGCUUCUCACGGGUGGACUUAUUCAACGGGCUUUUAGGACCAGCGCAGAUCACUGCCUUGUAUGUAACACGCUUUGACAAUGUCACAGUUGCCCACAUGGGCACAGCUGAUGGACGGAUCCUGCAGGUAGAGCUAGCCAGGUCACUCAACUACUUGCUGUAUGUGUCUAACUUCUCACUGGGCAGCAGUGGACAGCCCAUUCGGCGAGAUGUCAGUCGCCUCAGGGAUGACUUACUCUUCACCUCUGGGGACCAGGUCUUCCAGGUACCUAUUCGGGGCCCUGGCUGCCGCCACUUUCUCACCUGUAGAGGCUGCCUGAGAACACAGCGCUUCAUGGGCUGUGGCUGGUGUGGAGAUGUAUGUGGAAGACAGGAAGAGUGUCCUGGCUCCUGGCAACGGGAUCACUGUCCACCUAUACUUACUGAGUUCUAUCCUCACAGUGGGCCCCGAAGGGGCAGCACAAGGCUGACCUUGUGUGGCUCCAACUUCUACUUGCGCCCUGAUUCUCCAGUACCAGAGGGAACCCAUCAGGUCACAGUGGGCCAGAGUCCCUGCCAGCUGCUGCCUCAGGAUACCUCAAGCCUCAGGCCAGUACUCCAGAAGGACUUCGUAGAGGAGCUUGAGUGUGAGCUGGAGCCCUCACACACCCAGGCAGCAGGGACUACCAAUGUCAGCCUUUCUGUGACUAACACGCUCCCCAGCAGGCACUUCCGCAUAGAUGGCACCUCCAUGCUGGGAGGUUUCUCUUUCAUGGAGCCAGUGCUAACAGCAGUGCAACCCCUCUUCGGCCCACGGGCAGGGGGCACCCGUGUCACCCUUGAAGGCCAGGGCCUGUCUAUAGGGACCAGCCGGGCUGUGCUGAUCAAUGGAACUCAAUGCCAGUUGGAACAGGUCAGCGAGGUGCAGAUUGUAUGUGCCACGCCCCCUGCUGCUGCUACGGCCAGUGUCCCCCUUGGCCUACAGAUAGGGGGUGCUGAGGUGCCUGGUUCCUGGACCUUCCACUACCGGGAAGACCCCAUUGUGCUGGGUAUCUCCCCCAACUGUGGCUAUGCUGGCUCCCAUGUCACCAUCCAUGGCCAGCAUCUGACAUCAACGUGGCACCUAAAGCUGUCAUUUCAUGAUGGGCAGAGGGCCAUAGAGAAUAGGCAGUGUGAGGGGCCAUUUCCGGAGCAGCAUCGAUGCCGUCUGCCUGAAUAUAUGGUCCGAGACCCCCGGGGGUGGGUGAUAGGGAAUCUGAGUGUCCAGGGAGAUGGAGCUGCUCACUUCACACUGCCCAGCUUUCGAUUCCUACCCCCACCUCGUCCACCCAGCGCGGACCUAGUCCCACUGAAGCCUGAAGAACAUGCAGUUAAGUUCCAGGUAGGUUUGAGGGAUGGGACAGUGAUAGGGAGGGAUUAUAGAAUAGGGGCCAGGCCACUGGUCUGGCCCUCAUGGCUGUCUCUGCAGUAUAUUGGGCUGGACGCUGUGACUGACUGCGUUGGUGUAAAUGUGACUGUGGGUGGUAAGAGAUGCCAGUACGAGUUCCGGGGAGAUGUGGUGGUCUGUCCCCUGCCUCCCUCAGUGCAACUCAGCAAGGAUGGUACCCCACUGAAGGUCUGUGUGGAUGGCGAUUGUCACACAGUGGGCAGAGUGGUCAGGGCAGCCCCAGGGGGCAUCCCACAGAAUAUCCUCCUUAUUGUCCUGCUGGGCUUAUUCCUGCUUGUGGUUUUACUGGCUGCUGCACUAGUCUUCAACUGGUGGCGGAGGAAGCAACAAGUCCUUUCGCCCAACCUGGAUGACUGGGCAACCCUGGGCCAGACUGCUGGAGCAGUGCUCCUGCCUGUGCUCGACUCAGGCUCUGACUACGGAAAUGACCUUGUACUCCCUGCCCUUGAUGGUCUACAUUCUCCCACUGGGCUUCAUGGAGGAUCCUACUCAGAGGAAGCUUCCCAUGUCCCUCUGCUGCGGACAGAAUCUAUCCGGCUCAGGGACUUGAACUCUGCACUCCUGGCCGAGGUCAAAGAUGUACUGAUUCCUCAUGAACAAGUGAUCAUUCACAGUGACCAAGUCAUUGGCAAAGGCCACUUUGGAGUUGUCUACCAUGGGGAAUAUACAGACGAGGCCCAGAAUCAAAUCCACUGUGCCAUCAAAUCGCUCAGUCGCAUCACAGAAGCGCAGGAGGUAGAAGCCUUCCUUCGAGAGGGGCUGCUCAUGCGUGGCUUGCACCACCCAAAUGUUCUGGCUCUCAUUGGGAUCCUGCUACCACCUGAAGGGCUGCCCCGUGUGCUGCUGCCCUAUAUGCGCCAUGGAGACCUGCUCCAUUUCAUCCGCUCCCCACAGCGGAACCCCACUGUGAAGGACCUCAUCAGCUUCGGCCUGCAGGUAGCCCGCGGUAUGGAGUACCUGGCAGGACAGAAGUUCGUGCAUAGGGACCUGGCUGCUAGGAACUGCAUGCUAGAUGAGUCAUUUGUGGUCAAGGUGGCUGACUUUGGUCUGGCCCGAGAUGUCCUGGACAAGGAAUACUACAGCGUCCGUCAACACCGCCAUGCUUGCCUACCUGUCAAGUGGAUGGCACUGGAGAGCCUGCAGACCUACAGAUUCACCACCAAAUCUGACGUGUGGUCAUUUGGUGUGCUGCUAUGGGAGCUGCUAACACGGGGUGCCCCACCAUACCCCCACAUUGACCCUUUUGACCUUAUCUACUUCCUGGCCCAAGGUCGGCGCCUGCCUCAGCCUGAAUAUUGUCCCAAUUCUCUGUACCAAGUCAUGGAGAGAUGCUGGGAGGCAGACCCAGCAGCACGACCCACCUUCAGAGCACUGGUGGUGGAAGUGGAGCAGGUUGUGGCCUCACUGCUUGGAGACCACUAUGUGCAGCUAUCUGCAGCCUAUGUGAACUUGGGCCCUGGCACCAUGGACAAGGGGAAUGUGCUCCUGGAACAUCCACAGUCCUCGCCUCUGCACAGGAGCAUGUCUUGGUCCCGACCCCUCUCAGAGCCGCCUCUGCCCACUUGACUCAGGUCCUGGGAAAGCCCAUGGGGGCUCAAAGCAAGGGCUUUGAGGUAACCCCUGGUGGCCUCUGGGCCAUGCCUGACUGGAGGAAUGGGGUUUUCACUUUGUGCCUGCUCUUUAACCUUUGGAGGGGGAAGGAGGGCACACAGUCUCUCACUGCAGAGCCAGCCUGUGAGAGCAGCCCUUCUGCAUCCCAUAUUUAUGGAGCACUUUCUAUACCAUGCCUUCUGGGCACAAAGGACUCAGCAGUGACACAGAGGCACUCACUUUUGAGUCAAUAAAAAAUGAGUAUCCUUGUACAAA